AUGGGACCAAUCAUCAUAAGGGGUGUUGGCUUGCCCCUGAAAACAGACUUUCCUCUAACGUGCUCCUGGAGAGCUUGUUCAACAUACUCUGCAAGUCAUGGACCCCUGUCGAGUAUCCCAGACUGCACCAAACACAAUGGACCAGUCCCCCACUAUGAGGAACUGGUGAGGUCUGGGUUACUUCAUGAGGACAAUCAGCAGAGAGCCGCACUUCAGCAGCUAGAUAAUCUGCAUCGAGAGAUGACAGGCUAUAACAACCUUCCUUUUUCUUUAAGAAAGAGUAAUGACAGUUGCUUAAGUGAAGAGCUCAUGGAAUGUGGUACAGAAAAGGACCAAGAAAAGCCACCUACUCCUCCUGGAUGCUACAUUUAUGGUGGAGUUGGCACUGGAAAAACUAUGCUGAUGGACCUGUUUUUCUCUCAUGUGCAAAUCAGCAGGAAGAAAAGGGUUCAUUUCAACAUGUUCAUGCUAGACAUACACCAAAGGAUCCACCGCCUAAAACAGAAGACGCCAAAACGAAGGUUAGGCGAAACGACAACGUACGACCCCAUCUUCCCAGUUGCCAUGGAGAUCGGUGUGGAAACCUGCCUCUUAUGCCUGGAUGAGUUUCAGGUGGUGGACGUUGCCAGUGCUAUGAUACUGAAGCAGCUUUUCGAGGGCUUGUUCUCAUGUGGUGUGGUGCUGGUGGCCACCUCCAACAGACCUCCAGAAGAACUCUACAAAAACGGACUUCAGAGGGCGGCCUUCGUGCCUUUCAUUGAUGUUCUCAAGGAACACUGCAGCAUUGUAAGUCUGGAUACUGAAGACUACCGCCAGAGGAAGAUGGAACCUGCAGGAAAGCUCUACUACACAUGGAGUGAACCCGAUGCCGAGGCUGCUGUGAAUACGCUCUUCCGUGAAUUGGCUUACAGACAAAAUGAUGUAACCAAGCCGAGAGUUUUAAACGUGCAGGGAAGAGAAGUGAUGCUCAGACGGACCUGUGGAACCAUCGCUGACUGCACAUUUCAGGAGCUCUGUGAUCGACCCUUAGGCGCCGGUGAUUAUUUGGAGAUAGCGCGUCACUUUGACACGCUCAUAAUCCGUAAUGUUCCUAGGCUCAGAGUCGCCCUGAAGGACCAAGCAAGGCGUCUGAUCACACUUAUCGACAUCUUAUAUGACCAAAAGGUAAGGGUGGUGGUGUUAGCUGAGGCCCCCCUGUACCAUCUCUUUGCUGGAGGCUCUCUAUCCGGAGAGGAAGAGCGAGACCUUCUAAUGCUUGAUGAGCUUGGCCUGACCAAUGAAGCUGGGAAGCGUCUAACACUCUUCACAGCUGAAGAAGAAAUAUUUGCCCUGCAGAGGACACUGUCCCGACUCACUGAGAUGCUGUCAAAACAAUACUGGCUUCAGGGAGACCGAAGUCGAAUCUGAUCACCCUGUACCCUUCAAAAGGACAUCAAAACAACAAAUUGAACCUGUCCAUGAA
This is a messenger RNA of Trichomycterus rosablanca, 1462 nucleotides long. It is a transcript of the gene afg1lb, whose product is annotated as AFG1 like ATPase b. The record is from RefSeq and is a predicted model, not a curated record. Lineage: Eukaryota; Metazoa; Chordata; Actinopteri; Siluriformes; Trichomycteridae. Bases 1 to 1407 code for a protein of 468 amino acids. Gene Ontology annotation, molecular function: ATP binding; ATP hydrolysis activity. The transcript is spliced from 13 exons. Gene Ontology annotation, cellular component: cytoplasm; mitochondrion.